This is a messenger RNA of Rattus norvegicus (Norway rat), 5422 nucleotides long. RefSeq names its product serine/threonine kinase 4 (gene Stk4). NCBI's taxonomy places the organism in Eukaryota, Metazoa, Chordata, Mammalia, Rodentia, Muridae. The record is from RefSeq and is a predicted model, not a curated record. Gene Ontology annotation, biological process: positive regulation of extrinsic apoptotic signaling pathway via death domain receptors; neural tube formation; positive regulation of apoptotic process. Gene Ontology annotation, molecular function: protein kinase activity; ATP binding; RNA polymerase II-specific DNA-binding transcription factor binding. Gene Ontology annotation, cellular component: nucleus; cytosol; nuclear body.
AAAGUAUAAGAUAAAAUUUAAGUUUAGAAUUUUAUACAUGACUAUCUAGAUCUUAGUUUGUUUUUCUCCUCUUCCUUUCUUCCCCUCUUCCUCUGAGACAGGGCAUCAUUACAUAGUACUGGCUGGUCUAGAACUUUGAUAUAGACCAGGCUGGCCUAAAACUCAGAGAGGUCUACCUGCCUCUAGCUCCAAGUGCUGAGGUUAAAGGUAUGCGCCACCACCCUUGGCCAGUGCUUUGUAGUUUGGGGAUGUUCUGUCCUUAGCAUCUAGUUUGAAAGCCUGUUCAGUUGUCUGUGGGGCAUGUACAGCUGACUGGCUUUCGAGUGUGUGCAUAGACAGUUACAUGAGCCACAGUUUCUGGGUUUAAUGCUUUCUGCUGCUCUUUUAGUACCUCUGUAACUAAUUGGAGUUUAGGAUACACUGCUUACUUAUUCUCAAAACCGUUUCCUUUAUGUGAGUGCUCAUUUCUAGUUUAGAUAAUCUAGUAAAAGCAACUUCGGCUAUCUCCAUUUGAAAGCCCACAAGUUUGAGGUCUCAGCUAAGGAAAUGAUUAAGCCUAAGUUGUUUCCUUUGUUUUUUAAUUUGGUGGCAGUGUGAGGCUAGUUCAGAAGUCAUUGCUCAGGACUGACAGAACCUAAGCCACAGGCCCUCAGGGAGUGUGGGAAGAGGAUGGGAGACUGCACCUUCGCUGUGUUUUGAAGUCCUCUCCCUACCUGCGCUUCAGUUGUAGCAAGAUUCUGGGAAAGUGUGCACCAGCUUCUUAAUGUAGAUACCAUGGCAAAGAGGAAUACAGUGAUAGGGACACCGUUUUGGAUGGCUCCUGAAGUUAUUCAGGAAAUCGGGUACAACUGUGUGGCAGACAUCUGGUCUCUGGGAAUCACGGCCAUAGAAAUGGCUGAAGGAAAGCCCCCAUACGCUGACAUCCAUCCAAUGAGGGCAAUAUUCAUGAUUCCUACAAACCCUCCUCCCACAUUCCGUAAGCCCGAGGUGUGGUCGGACAACUUCAUGGAUUUCGUGAAGCAGUGUCUGGUAAAAAGCCCGGAGCAGAGAGCCACAGCCACUCAGCUCCUCCAGCACCCGUUUGUUAAGAGCGCCAAGGGAGCGGCCAUACUGCGAGACUUAAUUAACGAGGCCAUGGACGUGAAACUGAAGCGCCAGGAAGCCCAGCAGCGGGCAGUGGACCAGGACGACGAUGAGAACUCAGAGGAGGAUGAAAUGGACUCUGGCACGAUGGUUCGAGCUGCGGGUGAUGACAUGGGCACUGUCCGAGUAGCCAGCACGAUGAGCGGCGGAGCCAAUACUAUGAUUGAGCACGGUGACACAUUGCCAUCCCAGCUGGGUACCAUGGUGAUCAACACGGAGGAUGAGGAAGAGGAAGGAACCAUGAAAAGGAGAGAUGAGACCAUGCAGCCUGCAAAACCGUCUUUUCUUGAAUACUUUGAACAAAAAGAAAAGGAAAAUCAGAUCAACAGCUUUGGCAAGAAUGUAUCUGGCUCUCUGAAGAAUUCUUCAGAUUGGAAAAUACCUCAGGAUGGAGACUACGAGUUUCUGAAGAGCUGGACUGUGGAGGACCUUCAGAAGCGGCUCUCUGCCCUCGACCCCAUGAUGGAGCAGGAAAUGGAAGAGAUCCGGCAGAAAUACCGCUCCAAGCGGCAGCCAAUCCUGGAUGCCAUCGAAGCCAAGAAGAGGAGGCAACAGAACUUCUGAUGACACCAGCCCAGCCUUUGGUGGCUUCUGGGUUGCUAGACUCGUGUCUGUUAGCCAGCACUUCUGCUCUGUCAUUUAUCCACAGCACCUUUGUGAACUCAGGAAUGCACGCCAGUGGGAAGGGCUACUCGACAGUCAUUGUGCCAUUUGGUGUGAGCAUUUACACCAGCAAGGUGUAUCUUGAAGGGUUUGUAUUGGUGCUUUUAACUCAGAAAUUUAGACCCCAGGAGCAGAGACUCCUAGUUCAGUGACAGCUGGGACAUUUUUUUUUUUUUUUACAUUGUUUCUUUUGUUUUCCUCCUAGUAAUAGCUUUUGGUUGCUCGCCCUGGAAUACUUUUUAAAAAUCUAUAAAUAUGCAUAUAUAUAAAUUAUAAAUAGACCCCCCACUCCGUGUGGGGGUAUCUCUGUACAGGUACAGUUUCAAACACUUUGCCUCUUUCCUGUGAGAUUAUGGUACUGUGCAGCAAGAGAGCAGAGGACACUGGGAGACUUAGCUUGUCACUGAAUCCCAGGAGUCAGCGUCAUCUGUUACAGAGCUGCAUGGAGAAAUUAGUCUUGGGAUGGAUGUGCUACCACAGUGACAAGCCUCGUGUGGUCACCACUGGUCUCCAAAGCUGUCGGUGGCCGGGAAAAAGCCUGGAGAACUUGAGUUGGCUCCUUGAGUCCCAGGAGAAGCCUUUGCUCUCCCAACGCCUUUCAUGCAUCCCCACCCUCCCAGCUGCCUGCAGUCACACCUCAGAUCCUGCCCAGUGCCUUAAGAGGAGACACAUCUGUGAAAGGACAGGCAACCAAGAACUCUCCAGCAAACAGGGCCCUCAGCAGUCCAAAAACCUCGCUGUUGAUGGGGACUCACACACGGCAUUCAUUCCUUCGAUACAGGGUAAAGGGCACUGCUUUCAUGGUCCACAUUCAAAUACGUGAUUGUUUAUUUUAUUUUUUUCACUCACUGUGGAGGCUGUGACAAGGGUAAAUUAAUGCCAGACUGAGGCUCACUCAGAAUGGCAGAGCUGGAAGGGCCUGUGGCAGUCAUUGGGUCCGACCUUGUAUUGUCCCAGUGGGAAAAUGAGACUUAGAGGAGAGGUGACUUUGUCAAUGUCACAAAUCAAGUUAGAAGCAGGGAUGAGAAUUCAGAGCCUUUGUUCUGGGCCACUGGACCAAGAACCUCUUCACUGAGAAUGAAGAAUUGUAGACCAGGUUGGCCCAGGAACCCCUGCUCGCUCUUUGCCUCUUUGGUACCCAAGCUGCUGUGGAAAGGCUCCCCAGGGCAGCCAUGUCAUUCUGUCUCAGCAUACCAGCGGUGUCUUACGGUGUCUCCCAGCUACAGACAGGCACUCACGAAAGGCCUGCAGCGGGGUGGAGGGCUUUGCAAAGACAGUUACAGAGUCAUCUCUGCGCCCUUAGCUCAAAACUGCAGCCAGAAGGAACUGGGAAGGCAGUUGCCUUUUAUUUCUUCCCCUUUCGUCCCUCUGAUGGGGCUGCACCUGAGGACACGGAAACUCGACUCCUUUAAUUGCCUUUGCUCCCUAACUGGAGAGUCGAUAAAAAGGCAGGGGAUGUUCUGUUCUGUGACCAGACUCUGUUCUUUGCAGUUAAAGCAAGCUUUAAAAAAUGCAAGAGGCAGCUGGUCUGCAGGACGCAGCCAGCAAAGCAACUGUGCAACAGAGAGGAUUAGAGGACCGUUUGAGGAUCUUGCUGGGAUGAUAAAUGGUGGCCAGCACUCUGGGUAGCAGGCGGCAGGCACUGAGCAAGGUGUUCUACAGAUUCAUCGGGGUCCCCUGUGCUCGCUAACUAAGUUCUUUCUCAUAUGAUGAAAUUGAGUUUGAAAGAUUCCUCCCCACGACACCGUGGAUCUGGAUGCCUUGGCAUCCUGUCAGGCUAGCAGUCCCAGAAAUCGGGAAGUCCAAAACGCUUAGAAUGAAGUGACCGCGGCUUCUCACCAAGUGUAAGUGGUAUUUUUUUUUUUUUUUUUUUGGUUCUUUUUUUCGGAGCUGGGGACCGAACCCAGGGCCUUGCACUUCCUAGGCAAGCGCUCUACCACUGAGCUAAAUCCCCAACCCCAAGUGGUAUUUUUUUUUUAAAGGUUAGAAACCAGAUGAAUUAAUAGUCCUGUCCCCCAGUCAAAUUAAUAGUCCUGUACCCCAAUCAAGAAAGUUUUUAAAAACCCAAAACAGGGAGGACAUGCGUAACAUUUGCUAUGCUUACUUGGUAACCCAGCCUCAGCUCUUUCCUCUUGAAGAAAAAGGAUUUGGGCUUUGCCAGACAGAAGGGAAAAGCCCAUGACUCCCUUCUGAAGCAAGGUGGGAGUACCAGAAAGUGGUUCUCCUGUGAGCCUCCAUCCGAGUCUGUGGUUGCAAGUGUGUCUGUGAAGCCCUUUGCCAGAAGCCAGUUGUUUGAGGUCCCUGGUGAGGAGCAUGCGAUGUUCAGUGACAGUCAGGGGAGCAAACCACUCUUCCCCUGAGGACCGAGUCCCAGGAAGCUUCACUUCCCUGGAGCCUGAGCCCUUGAGACUCUGGCCAGCCUCUCUGCUCCAAGACGCUGAGGCCUACACCUAAAUUUUCUUUUCAACAAACAAACCUCAUGCUCUCUUAAAAGUUUUGUAGUUUUGCUCCCAUUCAUAAAUUUGAAGCACAUUUCCAAUUUUAUUUCCUUUAUAUAUUUUUUAUUUUAUAGAAGAUUUUAUAUAUAAGAUUUUAUACUCCCCAGUAGAUUAGACAAGAAUUUGACAGGCUGGGAGUGAGAAAGAUGGUUGGGUUGUGUGGAUGAACAGGGGCAGCAAUCGAAGCCUCAGGAGUUGAGUCUUACACUGUAGAGUAGAACCUGGCAACGCCAGAAACUUCCUUUACCAUUUAAAACUCAAUAGCCCUGUCUAAUGUCAGGAAGGAGAAGGAUGGCGCUGUAGGCCCUGCAGAUUCUCAGAGCCGUAAUAACAGAGUAUUAUGAACAGCUUCAUGCUGAUACACUCACCAGCUAAAGUGAAGUGGACGGAUACCCAGAAAAUGUCAAAGGAACUAAGCUUACUCAGAGACAAAAUGGGCAGUCGCAACAGCCCCCAGCCCCUUUCCUACCAGAACUCGGUAGCUCUGAGAGACACGGAUAUCUCUUCCUUCAAAGGAUCUGACACUCUGGUAGCAACUGUUCCUCAAGGUCAUGCCAGCAGAGUGUGACAGAGUCUUACUCCACUGUCCUUCCCAGCAUACCUUUUGGUCCCUAAAGACUGCCAUUCUUCAUCUUGGAGGAAAUUGUUCCCACUCAAACCACACCCCUCACCUCACCGUUCUCAGCCUUUUCUAAGGACCGUGUUUGUAUUUUUAUUUGGAUGACACGCAUCGUUUUUGGAAUCCAUGCUCUCUGUGUUUAGACGGGAGGUCUCUUCCACCAGCCUGCACUCAGACCAACUUGGAAAGAAAAAAAAAUCUGAAAUGCUGUUGCUGAUGUACAAUUUAAAAAGAAAAUGUGAAGUUUGUAGCUUUAAUCUUUUGUAACAAAAACUAAUUAACACUGGCUUCAGUGCUGACCGGAAAUGCUAUUUUGUAAGGUUUGGCUGUAAAUAAUAGAGCUCAGCUGUUUGUAUAUGUGUGAAACAUAGCUUCCUCCACUGCCGUGUUCUUUUAACUUGAGGUACCUCCUGUGUGCGUUUAUGUUAGAGUUGUCCCCCCUCACCCCUCCCCCAACACCUGUCACCCUUGCGUUAAAUAAACUGUCCUUUAGACCACA